UGCACAGUUCACCCUCUCAGAAAUAGUUGCUCUUGAACAAUGGAGGAAAUCUAUAUCAAUGUUGAACAUGUAAAACCUGUUGACUCAACACCUCCAACAAAUCAGACAGGUCCAAGGAGUUCAGAGAGGAGAUUUCAUGGAGCUGUUGUUGUCUGUCUGGGGCUGCUGAGUGUUUUCCUGCUGGCUGGACUCAUCGGCCUCGGUGUCCAAUACCGUGAUGUGAUCCGUGGUUUAACUGAAGAGAGAGACCUGCUGAAUGCCAACCUCACUGAAACUACUGAGGAGCUACACCGGCUUCAGAGUUUGUCCAAACAGAAGAAAACCUGUCCUGCAGGAUGGACUAUGUUCAGCUGUACUUGUUAUCUCAUCUCCACUAAAUCUGAUUCUUGGGAAAAAGGCAGACAAGACUGCAGAGCCAGAGGAGGAGAUCUGGUGGUCAUAGAUAGUCGUGAAGAACAGGAUUUCCUCACUAAUAUUGCAAAGCGACCCAGCUGGAUUGGUUUGACUGACAGAGAAAAAGAGGGGACCUGGAAAUGGAUAGAUGGAACUCUGCUGAAUCGAAAGUACUGGUGGACAAAGCAGCCUGAUAAUGGAAAUGGAGAUCCUCAGUGGGGAGAAGAAAACUGUGUGACAAUCGGAUCUGAUGUGAAAGAACCAAACAACUGGAACGAUUUUAGAUGGCGAAAGUACAGGUGA
This is a messenger RNA of Scomber scombrus (Atlantic mackerel), 696 nucleotides long. Its product is annotated as CD209 antigen-like protein E. Lineage: Eukaryota; Metazoa; Chordata; Actinopteri; Scombriformes; Scombridae. Bases 40 to 696 code for a protein of 218 amino acids. The record is from RefSeq and is a predicted model, not a curated record. The transcript has 7 exons.